AUGGUGUUGUUGAUGCUGAACGACAGGUUGACGCUUGGAGACAGGUUUAAGGGAACGGUGCGAUAUCUUGGAGGGAUACGGACGAAGGAAGGCAAGUGGGUGGGCCUAGAGCUUGAUGAGCCUGUGGGAGCGAAUGAUGGGAGUGUGAAUGGCGUGAGAUACUUUGACUGCAAGGAUAAGCAUGGGAUAUUUGUAAGAUACGAGAGGAUCAAGGAGGGGCUUGUAUGCGAGGACAGGGGAAAGGCGAUAGAUGGAUCAGAAAUGCCGACUGUAAAGAUUGGCGAAUAUGAAUCGAAGAUAUCUGAGCUAGAAAAGACGAUAGAGCAGCUCAGGAAUGCAGAAAGGCAGGAGCUAGCUGAGCUUAGAAAGGAGUUGAUAUGUUUAGAAGAGCAAAAAUUGCAGAAGAAUGCAGACUAUUCAAUUGAAGAGCGACGAGAUGCAAAUGAAAAAGGAUUGCGUGCGAGUAGAUGGAUGGGUAAGACGAAUACGAAUUGUGUGACUGACCAGGAUGAAAGAAGAAGGGUUGUACAUCUUGUAAGUAGGAUUAUUCAUGGCGUGCUGGAUGAGGAAAUGGAGGCAGUGGAGUGCCUGUACAAGGAGUUUGAGUGUAUUAUGAAGAAGAAUGGGAUUGUGAUGGACUGA
Messenger RNA from Ordospora pajunii, 642 nucleotides. Its product is annotated as cytoskeleton-associated protein. The transcript has a single exon. The record is from RefSeq and is a predicted model, not a curated record. The coding region runs from base 1 to 642 and encodes 213 amino acids. Gene Ontology annotation, biological process: cytoplasmic microtubule organization. Gene Ontology annotation, molecular function: microtubule plus-end binding. Lineage: Eukaryota; Fungi; Microsporidia; Ordosporidae. Gene Ontology annotation, cellular component: cell cortex; nucleus; microtubule plus-end.